UAAUAGAAAUUAACUUUUAAUAUAUUGUUCAUAUUAAAUUAUGAAAUUAAAAAUCAAAUUGCUGGUCUUCCAACGGUCACAAGGCAGAACUCUGAACUGUUUAAAUUUCCUCUCGUCUUCUUCAUCCGCUUAUUCCCUCCAAAACUCUCUCUCUCGUUUUUUUUUUCAUCAAAUGUAUCUGGAGGCCGUUUGAUUUCCGGGAAAAUCCUAGAAAAUGAGGGAAAAUCAGGAGGAAGUCGUGAAGGAUCUCAUCACUCAGAGUUAUAUAGCCGCUGUGAAAUCCUAGUUUUCUGGAUUCCAAGUAUGAGGAACGAAGCGUCUCCGAGAAUUGAUCACCGAUCGCUCUAAAACCUUUUACCUUUGCGGAGCGAUUGUGAGAAUGUUGGAGAACAGAGCCGAUGUGGUUUCCGAUGUGAUCGUGCCUGAGGAUCGACCUCGACAGCUUGUCUUCACCAAAUUAGGCUUAUCUCCUGUUGUCUCUCUCUCGCCUCUCCGAGAGCUCCCACUGUUUCCUGAGCUCUCUCAUUUUCCAUCCAAAAAGCCGAGGAGAGUGACACCGGAACCAAUAACCGACACAGAUUGGAAUCGCCGUACUCUGAGGAAGUACAAAGGUUGCCACUGCAGACAAUCCAAGUGCUUGAAGCUGUACUGUGAGUGCUUUUCUUCUGGAGUGUUCUGCAGUGGAUGUGAUUGUGUUGAUUGCCACAACAACUUUGAGAACUGGGAUCUCAGAAAAGUCGCCGUCGAUAAUAUCCUAUUUCGUAAUCCGAAUGCGUUCAAGGGAAAGCUUUUCCACUAUCCAAGCGACAAGCAGGAUGAGACGGCAGAUGCUGCUAAGGUUGUCAUUCCGAUGAGAGGAUGCAAAUGCAAACGAACCGAGUGCCUCAAGAAGUACUGCGAGUGUUUCCAGGCCAAUCUCUUCUGCUCGGAACACUGUAAAUGCAUCAACUGCAAGAAUGUCGAAGAAGAGAUCCAGACAGAUGUUUCUGUCAAGGGCCGAAACCAUAGCAAGCUUCUCUUCGAAUUUGGGAAGCCCGAGAGGAAGACGCUUAGGUCUAGUGAGAAGAACAAGAUCAACAUGGAGAGAGACGAACUCAGGAAACAAGCCAAGUCUUCAACUGCGACGCCUUAUGAUGCCACUCGAGAUCUUCUACGUCUCUCGAUGUCUGGAAGUUCAAAGCUUCCAUACAGAAAGAAAAAGUCACCAUUGGGGGAUACCAUACUUCUUCCAGACAUGGUAGAUAUAUGCUCUCUUCUUCUGUCUGCAUCGGUAUCCGCCAAAGCUUACGCAGGCAACACCACACUGUUGGAGCUACAACCAAACAUGGAAGAAGAGACCAGGAAUUUACAAGAGCUAGAUUAUGAGCAGGAUAUAUGCAUUAGACAAGGCGGCGACACAAAUGAAAAUGCAGAAGAAAUGGUACAUUCAACGGGAAGAAUGAUUGAAAUGAUCGAUACUCUAAGCAAUUCAAAGGAUCUGAGUAAGAGAGACAGUGAUGAUGGUAAUGGAGGAGAUACUUACAUCGAGCAGGAAAGGGCGGUGCUUGAAACUCUCAGGGAUUGUCUCCGGAAGCUCAUCGUGGUUGGAUACAUUACAGGUUCAAAGAAAACUUCUCUCUGA
Molecule: messenger RNA, 1621 nt
Organism: Tarenaya hassleriana
Lineage: Eukaryota; Viridiplantae; Streptophyta; Magnoliopsida; Brassicales; Cleomaceae
Product: protein tesmin/TSO1-like CXC 8
Exons: 7
Coding region: 380-1621 (413 amino acids)
Biological process (GO): regulation of DNA-templated transcription
Cellular component (GO): nucleus
Source: RefSeq, a predicted model, not a curated record